AUGUCGGACGAGCCGCCUACGCGCCAGGAGAUAUUGGAGUCCUUUAAAAGUACUACCGACCUCCUCUCAAACCUCCGUGGGCUACAGAUUAUUAUGUGCCUGAGGGGAGAGGACGAUAUCCUGCCCAGGAGAGAUGCAUAUGGCAUGCAGUGGCUGUUGCUAGACCGGGGGAGAUUCGUUACUCUGCAGGAUCUCCGGGCGAGACAGGCCAAGUCCCCCGACGAGGAUAUCGUCAAAAAGCAAGACGUGCUGGAGAUGCUGAUGCUGGAAGAUUGGAAGGUGUUCGGGAAGUGGAAUAGCCACUGCGAGCGUAUCCUCUCAAGAUCGUACGCCGAAACCAAAGAACAUGAGCCGAAGGGGGAAUAA
Molecule: messenger RNA, 366 nt
Organism: Arthroderma uncinatum
Lineage: Eukaryota; Fungi; Ascomycota; Eurotiomycetes; Onygenales; Arthrodermataceae
Exons: 1
Coding region: 1-366 (121 amino acids)
Source: RefSeq, a predicted model, not a curated record